UCUCUAUCUCUGAAAACUGAAUUAUUUAUGGUCAUUCUACUGAGUUUGUUUACCAAUUUUAACAUUUCUGACAGUUGGCAAAGCUUUAAGUCAUUUAAGAAGAAGUUUACCUACAUUCACUACACUUGUCAAUAAUAUUUUACUUAAUUCUUGUGUCAAUUAUUAAUUGAUACUAUUUAUUACGAUUUCUCUAUAAAAAAACAAGGUUGUAAAUUUAUUUUCUUGAAGUAAAACCCUCAUCAAAGUAUUGAGAAUCAGUAGCAUGUUUUUCAAGAUAUUUUCCUUAUAAGUCUAAAAUUAUGCUAUUAUAAUUAAACAAUUUGUGUCUCAGAAAAAACUUAAGUAAGAAUUUUUGAGUGAUAAAAUGUCAGCACCAGAAGCUAUUCAGGUUAGCUCUUUGCCAAUGCCACCAAGUCAGUAUGUGAGUUUGUAUACUGACGAAAAUGUUCGACGAGGAAGAACACCUCGUCCUCCACCACCAAUUCAUGAUACUUACAUGAUGUUUGGAAGUAAUUUUAAUAUGGAUGAUACGAUAAUAAGACCACUUGAAACACAAGGAAUUAAAAGGCUUUAUCCUCAACAUUUCGAUAGACGAAGAGAAUUAAGAAAAUUAAAUCAUUCGUUGCUUGUCAACUUUUUGGAUUUAAUUGAUCUUUUAGUACAAUGUCCGGAUAGUCCUCGAAGAGCGGAAAAGGUUGAAGAUUUAAGUUUACUUUUUAUACAUAUUCAUCACUUAUUAAAUGAAUUUCGACCUCAUCAAGCGCGAGAAACCUUAAGAGUUAUGAUGGAAGUACAAAAAAGACAAAGAAUCGAAACUAAAGAGCGCUUUGAAAAACAUCUCGAUAAAGUUCAGGAAAUAUUGAGCCACGCUUUACAAAUUCUUCCCGAUAUGUCUGAAUUAGAUUCGAAACUUGGAAUAAAUACUGAUAUUAUGGAAUCUAUGGAUACGACAGGAUCCGACCAGGAAGGAUUCGACUCUUGCAAUAUUAAAGAUCGCAUUAUGUGUAACGUAAUUGAUGAACUGCUUUUAUCUAAUAAUUUAUAUUAAAUUUUGUAAUCGUUAAAAAUUUAUUAAUUAUACACUAUAUAUAUAUAUACAUUA
This is a messenger RNA of Leptopilina boulardi, 1102 nucleotides long. RefSeq names its product mediator of RNA polymerase II transcription subunit 7 (gene MED7). Gene Ontology annotation, biological process: regulation of transcription by RNA polymerase II. NCBI's taxonomy places the organism in Eukaryota, Metazoa, Arthropoda, Insecta, Hymenoptera, Figitidae. The record is from RefSeq and is a predicted model, not a curated record. Gene Ontology annotation, cellular component: mediator complex; core mediator complex. The coding region runs from base 365 to 1048 and encodes 227 amino acids. The transcript is spliced from 3 exons. Gene Ontology annotation, molecular function: transcription coregulator activity.